Molecule: messenger RNA, 13814 nt
Organism: Lepisosteus oculatus (spotted gar)
Lineage: Eukaryota; Metazoa; Chordata; Actinopteri; Semionotiformes; Lepisosteidae
Gene: nfia
Product: nuclear factor I/A
Biological process (GO): regulation of transcription by RNA polymerase II
Cellular component (GO): nucleus
Molecular function (GO): RNA polymerase II cis-regulatory region sequence-specific DNA binding; DNA-binding transcription factor activity, RNA polymerase II-specific
Source: RefSeq, a predicted model, not a curated record
AUGCCUGCAGAGUAAGAACAGAGAAAAAAAAAACACAAAACAAAACAUUGCAUGAUAGUCUUUAAGCAGUUCCAUCUGUCAAGCCGAAAUUCUAGGCUAAUAGCCCGUGGCGCUCCAGCCUGCAGUCCACUACCUGCCUUUGUCCUAUUAAAUCUCUGAGUUCCUCCAAAAAAAAAAAGAACAGAAACUUGCAGACCCAAGUGAACUGUGUGAUGAAGCCCUAAUUUAAACCGCCUCACUUUGAUGUUGAGGAGUAGGUUCAUUCGCAGACUUUUUUUUUUUAAAAGACAGCUCUGGGAGCAGAUGACUCCUCAUCUCCAGUUCACCUUGCCACGGGGUCUGCGAGAGAUUGGUUCAUUGUCAAGGAGAUUUUUUUUUUACCCAUGAUUCCAUAUGGUAUGGACUGGGCUACAUGUUGCCCAACAUGCCAGUGCAAAUGUUUUCUCAAUUAGGUGUCUUAUCUCCGGUGAGUUAGCAUCAGAUGAAGCUUGCUGACAGCAUAAUGGCAGGGAAAACCUCCGAAGGCUCCAUCAAAUGGCAGCUCUGCUACGACAUCUCGGCCAGGACCUGGUGGAUGGAUGAAUUCCAUCCGUUCAUAGAAGCUCUCUUGCCUCAUGUCCGAGCGUUCGCCUACACCUGGUUCAACCUGCAGGCCCGCAAGCGCAAAUACUUUAAAAAGCACGAGAAGCGAAUGUCAAAGGAAGAGGAGAGGGCGGUCAAGGAUGAACUUCUCAGCGAGAAGCCCGAAGUGAAGCAGAAAUGGGCAUCCCGGCUCCUGGCAAAACUGCGGAAGGACAUCCGCCCAGAGUUUCGGGAGGAUUUUGUUCUCACUGUCACGGGGAAGAAACCCCCUUGUUGUGUGCUCUCCAACCCCGACCAGAAAGGCAAAAUGCGGAGAAUUGACUGUUUACGUCAGGCAGACAAGGUGUGGAGGUUGGACCUGGUAAUGGUGAUUUUAUUCAAAGGUAUUCCCCUUGAAAGUACUGAUGGUGAGCGGCUUGUAAAGUCCCCACAAUGUUCCAAUCCUGGGCUGUGUGUACAACCCCACCACAUAGGAGUUUCAGUAAAGGAACUCGACUUAUAUUUGGCGUACUUUGUCCAUGCAGUGGAUUCAGGCCAGUCUGAAAGCCCAAGCCAGCCGAGUGAAGCUGAUAUCAAGGACCAGCCAGAAAAUGGACACUUGGGCUUCCAGGACAGUUUCGUCACAUCAGGUGUCUUCAGCGUCACUGAGCUCGUUCGAGUGUCACAAACCCCCAUCGCUGCAGGGACGGGGCCUAAUUUCUCCCUGGCGGAUCUGGAGAGCUCCUCGUACUACAGCAUGAGCCCGGGAGCCAUGAGGAGGCCUCUUCCUAGCACGUCUUCAAGCAGCUCAGCAAAGCGCAUCAAGUGCAUAGAGGAUGAGGUGGACAGUCCAGGGGAAGAGUCCUUUUACCCAGGACAGGGGCGGUCGCCGGGCAGUGGCAGCCAGUCCAGCAGUUGGCACGAAGUGGAACCAGCUGGAUAUAAACUGCGUGGCUCGCUAGCUAGUACGUUCAUCACAAGACAAGGAAUGCCAUCGCCUACUACAUUAAAGAAGUCAGAGAAGUCUGGUUUCAGCAGUCCCGUGCCUUCGCAGACCACCUCCCCCAGAACGGCAUUUACACACCAUCAUCGGCCUGUCAUUACAGGACCCAGAGCGAGUCCACACGCCACGCCGUCAACUCUCCAUUUCCCGACGUCGCCAAUCAUUCAGCAACCCGGCCCCUACUUCUCCCACCCAGCCAUCCGCUACCACCCCCAGGAGACCCUGAAGGAGUUUGUCCAACUUGUCUGCCCUGACAGUGGUCAGCAAGCUGGACAGCCCAAUGGAAGCAGCCAAGGCAAGGUGCACAACCCAUUCCUUCCUACGCCCAUGUUGCCACCCCCGCCCCCUCCGCCAAUGGCCAGGCCUGUGCCCCUGCCGGUGCCAGACUCUAAACCCCCCUCCACGUCCACCGAAGGAGGAGCCAACUCCCCCACGUCUCCCACCUACUCCACACCCAGCACCUCCCCUGCCCAGAGGUUUGUGAGCGUCGGCCCACGAGACCCCAGCUUUGUAAAUAUUCCUCAGCAGCCACAGUGGUAUCUGGGUUAAAGACUCGAGAUUCUCAUCGCCUGCUUGACAGACCACCUGACCCCUACUGCCCCCUCUGAGCGUGAUCCGCCACACACCGUGGACCUCUCUGCUACCGAGACGAGGAGCGUGGAGUGCCCACCGCGACCUCAUCGCCGCCCCCUCCACCAAGAGCAGCAUGGCUACAGCAGAACCCGUCCCAGACCAUAGAGGAAUCGACGAUACACAUGCAUAAGAGUAUAGACAGAAACGUGCGCGCAGUCAAUCUUGAGCCGAACAACUGAUUGGAGGACCACUGAAGUGCUGUUCUUUCUGGAUAAGUGGAGUUUCAGUCAAAGGUCUUGACCAUGGGGAGAGACACAAACUGACUGAGGAGCAGCCUUCAACACAGCGGGUCUUAAAUACAGGUUUGACUGCACAAAGGGCGUCUGUAUAUCUUAGCUAUGGGUUUGCGGGUCCUCAAAGCAAUGGAAGACUCAGGCUCUGUUUCAUUUUGGUUUUCGUUUUUGUUCCUGGUUAUUUUGCUUUGUUCUGUUUCGUAUUUGCAGAAGUUUUCGCUGGAUCGAUUCCCGCCAGCCAAAGCUUUUUUUUUUGUGCAAGCACUACAGAGCCUUGGCAUUUCAUCGGGCUUUGACCCAACAUUUGACAACUCGACAAGAGUUCACAGUGAAGCCAUGCUGAAUGUACUGUAGGGAAAAAUUCUAGUCAAUGGAAUAGAAUCUAGGCUUUCCUCCGACAUAUCACAGAGAAAAAGAUUUUUUUAAAAUCUCAGCUCUUUUCUGGGGGGGGAGGGUCAGUUUUGGAUAUAGGUCAAUUGGAAGAAUAUUAAUCAAAGCAUGAAGGCAGGUUUCAGCGUGUUUUCACAGGAGGCGUACAUGAAAAGUCCUAUCUGGGUGUGAAUUUAUAUGCAGCAGUCAAUAUGAGAUAUUUUUGUUUCCUGUUAUUUUCUGAAUUAACACAGGGCCCCCACAGCUUUUUAAAAGCAUGUUAUUUCCCAAUGGGGAAAGAUGGUCUGUUUUUCUAUAGAAACUGACAACACAAAACAAAACAGCGAUAAAAGGCAAACAGAGGAAUUUUGAAUUGAGUAAAGUGCAAUUUCAUUCGAUAGUUAUUGGAUAGGUAAAUAUCUUUGUAAGAUAGUGAUUGUUGAAAAUUCUAUUUUUGUUUUGUUUUCUUUUCCUAGUCCGGUUACCCCCAGGACUCUAAAAUAUCGGGGUACAAAAAAUUUAAAAAGAGAAAAAAAAUCAGAGCCUUGCUAGUAAAAAAGGGGGAGCUUUUUUUGCUACUUUGUUUUUGUAUGAAUAGUAUUAUGUUACUUAUAAUCCCUUAAAAAUACAGAAAGUAAGAGUUACAAAACAGAAUUCAAAAAUAAUCUUGGCGCUUUUUACCAGAAUAUGUCUAAUUAUUACAUUCAAAUGCUAUGUAAUCACAUUCUUUUAACAAAGCACAUACAAUGUUUGCGUCUUGUUCAUUUUUCACAAGGCAAAACUGCAGAUACGCUAUGUAAUUAGGGUUAGUACACACAACUCUCCCAAACCAAUUCACCUUGUCUCCGUUUGAAAAACCUUUUGGUUCACUUGUGUGCUUCACUUUGAGGAGAAAAGAUGAGAAAUGCUUGUUAAAGCACUAAUUCCCAGUCUGUCCACUGAGUUAGAAAACAUGUAGUGGGGGAGUGGACCCAUUAAAAAUAAAGCGUAAAAAAAAAUCUCAUCAAACAACAUUUGCAACCAGACAGCGAAGCUUUUCAGUUGCUUCGCAUGCAACUUUUCAAGUUUUUUUUUCUAUGCUAUACAUAUAUUUACACUCUUGACCGACUCUUGAGUCGAUCCAAAAAAGAAAAAAAGAAAAAAAAAGAAUAAUCUGCAUGUUCUAGUGUUAGUGACUAAUUUUUAUAUAGAUUAUGUAGAUUUAACGUAGAGUGAUUAAGACACAAUAUUGUAAUUCUGAAUCCAGGCACUUGCCGAUAAACUAGAUUUGUUUGGCCCGCGAAGAAAGGGCUUUUUACUGCUGUCCUCUACAAUCAACAAGCUAAAAGUCUUUCAAAGACAUUUUGCUUAUCAUUGUUUUGUUUUCUUUAGCCCUUGCAAUGAAAUAAAUAUUUCGUUAUGUUCUUGAAUUGCACGAAACAAUUGUUCCUCAUCAAUGUGCCUUGAAUGGUGGUUAUGUCCUGAAUUGUUGCACAAGUUCCUACGUGAAUUGUUUUUUUCAGUUCUGCAUUUCACCCCAUAGUGUAGGACACUGUAAUAAUGUAUGUCCACUCAUUGUAACACAUCGGUCCCUGAUAAAAUCGAGACUUUAAUUCCCUUCACCACCAACCAAUUACAGGUGUUGAUAACCUUUGCUUCCAUGCUUUUGCUCUAAUUUGGAAUUAGAGCUCUAAUUUGGACCCAUAUUUUGAUAUCGACGCAACACUAUAGAGUAUAGAAACAAAAGCAAUACAAAACUCUGUUUAGGACAAGGAAGACUGUUAUGUCGGUUAACAAUUUGAUUUUCUCUUUUUAAGUCUCUAGUUUUUCUAGGAUAUCUAGCCCAGCCAGAAAAAAACGACCGACAGAAGUCAUAUGAAUGAAAAAUAUAUAUUUGCAUAUUUUAAGACAAAAAAUCAGAAGAGUUUUCUGACUGAGGAAGAGGCAAAAAUAAUCCAUGCAUCAUUUGCAAAGUUACAGCCAAAAACAUCUUGACAUUUGUUUGGUCAAGCUCAAAGUACAGAACACAACCUUAAAAAAUGUACGCUGACUGGUUAUAAAUGUUGAAAUUGAUAUUGCUAUUUCUGUUUCUGGUAAAAGUAAAUGUCCUCCUUUCUACAAUUCACAGUAAAAAACAGUACGAUAAUCGGUUGUGCGUUAUAAUUAGUGUUGAAUGCCCUUAUCAAUUUACACCAGAACUGAAACUUAAUAAGGUAUCUGGCUAAAUGGAAUCUCAGUUUGACAAAAUAGUGACGGUGUUUUGCAAGUCCACUUCCGUGUGAAUUUUGGAAUUCCAGUACGCCUGGUGUCUGCAACCCUGCUAAUUUAUAAAAACACUUACUUCUGUGUAAUUACUGAUACUAGCAGUAGUUGACCCGAACAGCCCUUAGACAUUCUGUGUAUUCAAAUAGGUAACUGCUUGUACAGUAUUCCAUCAAAACCUUUUAAAGGGCCCUAAACAGAGGUCUGUAUUAUGUUUUUCAUCCCCGUUGUGUCGUUGUCAAAAUAUGUUACCCAGAGAUCAAAACUAGCCCAGUGUGCUGGUAUAGCUGAUAGAAGCGUGUUUUCACGUGUGUACUGUAGGUCAUAUUUACCCCAUCCUCCCAAGAGUUCAGUGCAUUUACUUGCUAGUAUAAUUAUACUUAUGGACGUUGCAACAAUUUCUAAAAAAGAAAUUCCUUCAUUUUUGAGUCUUCCCAUUUUGUGUUCCAGAAAUGACAAAAAAAAAUAUGCAAUACCCAUUUGCACUCAUAUAGAAAUGUUCGUCUGUUUUAGAUUUAGGGCUGCGCUAGACUCAAUGUUUUUCGGUGGUUGUCUUUAUUGGUUAGGGACAUUGAAGGCAUACUUCUUGAAGUCACGGUCAAAUACGCAACCAUUAAAUUGGAUAUGGCUCUCAAGGUUUCUAGAAAAAUUGAAGCUAGAUAUUAUAUGUUUUGUUGUUUUUUUUUGUGGUCACAAGCAAGCCUUAAAUAAACCAACUUCCUCUCCGUCACAGAUCCCACACCCAUUUUUAUUGACAGACUAAAAUAUCAUAUUCAAGAAAAAAAGAAAAGCCCAUUUUUAUACGUACGUUUGACAGAUUUCCAACUCCUUUGAACUGUUUACUGAUUCCCUGUUUCUAUAUAUAUAUGACUAUAUAUAUAUUAUUAAAAAAUUAAAUGAAAAGUAGGGGGGAUUAUUUCCUAGAUGCCUGAUGUGAUCACGUAGUUGUUACUCUUGCGUGGGUUGUGCGAUUGUGUAGUGUGUGAAUUUUUGUUUGGUCAUUAUACUUAACAACCCCUUAGCACUUAGUAGGGCAUUACUUUCUGACGUAUGUGCACUAAAUAUGAAAAGCAAAUGACAACGACACAAGAAUAUCAAGAACAUAAAGCUUCCAGAGCUUCAGAUCUAAGGGAAAAUAAUAAAUUGCACGGACAUUUUUGUCAUAAAAGCCUAUUUGAACAGCCAAGCAUUUAAUCAGCAGAUUUGGUUGUUUAUGUAACAUAAGAGAAGAUUGCACCCUUUGUUUUUUUUAAAAAAAGAGAGAAUAAUAAAGCAAUAGGUGGGGCAGUUUGUCUUUAUUUUUUGAUGCGUGUGUAAUUUAGUUCUUGCUACACAAGUGAAGAAGAACAAUAGACAUAAGAACAAUUUGGAUGUUUAGCCUCUCAAUGUGGAAGACUUGUAAUUUGUAUGUUGUAUAGUUUUAUUAAUUACACUGAUUUUUAAAACUGCCCUAUUUUAUAAUGCAGGACUUUUGUAACAUUGUUUAAAUGAGGAAAAAAUAGUGUCGUGAAUUUUAUGAUUGUUUGUAUUAAGGCCACAUUAAUAGAAUUGCUUUUUAUUUGUUCUCUGGGAACUGGAUUUAAGUUAAAAACUUUCCUGUUUCCUUUUUUUUUUCUUUUUGUAUGUAUUUAAGUACUUUUUUUCUUCUUUGAAUGCAAUGGCAUAUUCCCAUGCUUACAAAGUAUGGGACACAGAGAUAAUACCCAUUGUAAAUGGAGGUUGCAAGUAUGCUGUAUGUUUGGAAGGCUAUGUGUUUCAACAGUGUUGGUGAAGCUACGUUUAGGUAAUUCUGAGGAAAUUUGCAAGAAAAUGCAUUUUCUUUGUUUUUUUUCUUUUUAGUGUAGGCAGAAGACAAUGACAUAGGCAGCCAAAGGAUGCCAAGUAUUAACUGCAUUAAGGCGUCUUUUUGUAUUCAGCAUUCCAUACAGGAAAAUAAACGGCUUGACAUGCAACCAGAUUCUUCUUCCUUUUGCCCUGCUCUUCAAAGGACAACCAGUGGAAGUUACAUGGCUUUGAGUUACUUCAGGAAUCCAUUCCAUGUACUCUUCUCUGGUGAUUUGGUUUAUUGAUCCCAGUGAACCUCCUGGAACACUAAAAUUGUUUUACCUUGAAUUCCCUAUCCCUUCCACUUUUUUUCCUGUUGCCAAUAUUUAUUGCCCCACUUAGUCCCCACAAGUUAUUUCGGGAUAUCCACAACAGCAGAUUUUGCACCUCUUGAGUCCAACCCAUCAAAGAGAUUUGAUGUUGAUUUUUCCAUUUGUACAGCUCUGGACAGCAAAAAAUGUGGACAUCUUUCCAAAGAAUGAGAAACUUCUGUGGCCGGCCUAUAAAACUGGUCUCCUAACAAAGAUAUUGCACCAUCCACUAAAAAAUGAGAACAUUUGCAAAUGAGAGGAAGCCAUUUGACUCUCUAACUUGUUUAGAUUUGAACACCUAAUUGACCCAAGGAUCUCACCUAGACAACUUAAAUGUUCAUGAAUUAUUGAAUUGAGGAAAACGUUUGCUUACUGCUGUCUGUAGAGCAAUUUAAAAUUAUUGUAUACCCAAAUUCAUUGGAAAAUACAACUCCCACAGCAGGAAAACAUUAUUUUCUGUAACAUUUGCUUGGAUUGAGGUAAUCAAAUGCUAUAUCUUUUCUUUUUUUCACAAAAGCUGUCUAGUGCAAUUUCUUCCUUUCUGAUUGGAGGUUUUUUAAGGCAAGGCUCGGAGCAAUGUGAGAUCAUCAAAAACACUCCUUCCCAGGAUGCUAAUGGUUGUGAUCUGUGACCUCUGAAAUGCCACCUCUGUGGGAAUCCCGGCAUGACUCAUUUUCUGGAUUUGUGCACUCUGUAAUGGGACAGACCUAGGUUGGGGUGAAGGCUGGAAUUAGGUUUGGGGUGCAAUUUAUAAGGAACUAAGGAAUCUUUGAACUGGUGAGCACCCUAGAAGUUACAGUAGAACUGACUGGGUCCUUACCUGGAUAUUUACUGUAUCAGAGCAAGUCUUGCAGACACAUUGUAAUUGCAAACCACAGCCCCUGUUCCCAUGGAACCCUGUGCAUUGCCUGGAAUAAGAAAGAUAAUAAUAAGCACCAGGUUUCUUUUCACACCUGAGACUAACCCCAUCCUUCACACCCAACAAAAAGUGGUUAGCCUGCGAUCAAACAGGGUGCUGAUGUACAGUAGGGGUUUCAACUUGUUAAACUGUGUUGGAAAGCACACUGAUAACCGGAGGAGGUUGAAUGGGUUCUUGCUGCGAGUCUGUAAUCCCCAGUGUCAGACAGUAUACAGAACGGGAGGUGGGGCUAGAGAAGAGAUCUGUAAAGCCCUUUUGAAAUCAAGUGUCAAUGUACUGGCUCUACUCUCCUCAAAGGAACCAGAUACUGUAAUUCAAACCAAGAACUCGUGUGCACAGAUAUGUUCUGUAUUAUUUAAUAUACAGUAGGUGCAACAGUUGGGUGAUUCACAAAGCCAGUUAUUUUCUAAAAAACUCAAGGAACACACUAUAAAUUGUGACACCCCCAUGAGAGACAGCUAAGGAAUUUACAGAUAAGACUCGAUUCAAAUUUUUUAAGUAGUUAUCCAAACAGUUAGUCUUUCACUUGUCGGUUAGUGUCCUGUAUACAUAUGCCUUAUUUUGUGCACAUUAAAUAAAAUUUUCUCACUGUACAAAAAGGAAUCUCUAAACAAUGUACAGUGAACAACAAAAAAUCAGGCACUGAACUUUGCAGCGCUGCUAAAACUAUGGUUAAGAGGAAGACAACUAUUUUAAGGUACUGUAUGCCAGUUGACUUUCUCUGCUCAAAAUCUUCCAGUCUGGUGCCAUUCAGGAGCUGGGUCAGGACAUUUCACAGCAGGGACUUCAGUGGCUUCUUCCCACUAAAAGGAGAUCCCUUUCUCGUCCUGUAUACAGUAGGUGUGUGAGAAGAACACCUUAUUGAUGCAUAUGCAUUGAAAACUAAAACUUGGGGCUUCCAGAAAAAAAAAAAGUUGCUGAAAAUUUCUUUGUGUUGGUUUUUCACAUAAAAUUCCACAUUUGCAAUGCCUGACUAAAAUGGGACUUUUAUAUAUUUUUUUAGAUGUUGGAUAGCCGCAGCCAAAUUUGUUUUUACAAGCCGUGAAACUUUAAAACUGGCAUCAGCAUAGUGGCAACAUUAGCGGAUCAUGAUUAGUCGCCAUGCUUUGCAGUCAGUGUCUUCCAUUAAUGUCCCUGGAAAACUCCUCGUGAAAGGCACGUGUCUAAUCUGCCCGAAACGUUUUUCAAAGCCUGUUGAAUUAGGAACAUGACUUGGAUUAUGACUCGGAUUAAAUCACAGUUACGGCUCUGUCACCACUGUCUAGAUUGCAGUAUCUCUAGUUUGAUACAGUCCACAAUCUGUGUUAUAUCACACGUAUCAUGCCACACUGCAGGAUUCCGGUCUGCAAAGCCUUGGGUCAGGAAAAUGCAAACACUUUAAGAGUCAUUUUACCGUAGGUGGUGAUCUUUUAAAUAACACCUAUGCUGGUUUAAAACAUUUAAUGUAUCUACUUUCUAAUUAUUUUGAGGGAGUGGAAUCAAAUUUCUAGUAUCUGAAAAUCCUGACACAUUCUGAGUGGGUUAUUACAGGUGUCCUGAAUGCCAUAAAGCAAAACAGAGCCCUGCUGUCUCCUGAGGAUAUUACAGAAGGAAUCUGGGCUCAAGGAGAAGGUCUGAAGAAAGGAGCUCACUGUCAAACCUUUCUGAGCUGUUUAUCUGACAGUUUUACCCAGAAAAAAAAAAAAACCAUUUGCUCAGAACUCAGAACUUGUUGUUGAAGUGGGAUUAAACCAUGAAGGCGGUAACAUGGCUGUUAAAGGUUUGCUUUCCAACAGCACAAAUGAAUAUCUCCCUCAGCUUCUGCUUUUCUUCUGCUAAGAAUUUGGAAGGAUGCACAAGAGCCUGCAUUCUCUCAGUCCCCAUGUCCUCCUUUCGAUGUGCUUUCUGUUUUUGUUUUUAGUUUCCAUAGCACAGAGCUGAUUAAUCUAUGUAUCGACCACAGCCUACACAAUUCUGCCAUUGUUUUGGAAAUGGGAGCUGAAUAGUUUGAAUAGUUGUAUGGUUUGGAAAUUUAUGUUUUUUUGCUCUGAGCUAGACAUCAUCAGCAACCCCCAUCACACCUCGAGGGGCAAAUCUUCCUUAUUCCUUGAUUUAAUGACAGAAUUCUGAAGGUGACACCAGGAAUAAACCAAAACAACCAAGCAAAGGAGUGACAAAUCAGCUUAAAAUUAUUCUGAUGUGUAUCCAUGUUUCAGUGUCUUUGAAAAUUAUUUUAAAGUAUCUUUUCGUUAUUUUAUAUUUUCUUGUUAAAAAUAAAGAAAGCCUCCCUAGAUCAAAAUCCAUAUUUUCUAAUGAUGGAAUGGUGUUUUAAAGGUGAUACAGUAUGUGCCCGUAUGCUAAUGGCACAAACUUGUAGAGCUUCAAUGACACCUGAGGUCAGACUCCAAGGAAACAGAAAGGGUCUAUCUUUUAAGAAGGGUGUUGCUUCUCCAAAUAAAUGGAAUUGAGAAUAAAAUUAAAAAAAGACAAAAAUAAAAUUGUCACCUUGGAAUUGGUGCAUUCAGACUUGACAGUAUUGGACAUUUGAGUUCUACUCUAAAUUAAGAACCAGAGCAACAAAAAUUCUUAACAUCACUUGAAAGAGCCCAAAACAACAAGCGAAAAUAAAAACCUGAAGCAAAACAAAGCUGCCUAUCUUAAAAAAAGGUGCUUUGAUGUACAAACAGGUAACAUUGAAGCUGUUCCAUAGCACUCAACUGUAAUGAGAAAAAGUGUCACUGAUUCUGUAAUAAAAAGACUUUUACCGUUUUAAUGCAAAUCCAUUACAUGGUGCUAACACAGGCUGGCAAAGAUGAAGCUAAACUAAUAAUGUGACAAUUUGGACUCAUCACUCUGCUUUCUGACAGCAUACAAAUGCAUAGCAGUGUUUUAUCUGCAUGAGAACUAUGCACUAAUCUAUCAUAUAUAUAUUUAUAGAUAUAUAUAAAAAAUGGUAAACUUUGGUAUCUACUUUUUUGUUAACUUCAGCCUUUGCCUUCUCUUUUGAUCAAUGUUUUUUCAAUGCCAGCUUUAGGACAGAACGAAUUAUAUGAAAAAUUAAAAAAAGAAACCAGCAUAUUACCUGAUAUAUAUAAAAAAGACAAAAAAAUGUAGUGCCUGUGAAAACUGUAUUAUAUUGCUCUACUGAAUAAUGGAUUUUCCUCUCUACACCAGUAGCCUUUGCUGUCUGUCAGAGCCUUCUGAUUAUAGCUGAUGUACAAUAAACUUAAGGUAUUACUGCAUGCUAUUCCAUAAUUGCUUAGUGAGCUGUUAUGAAUAUUACUCAAGAAAAAAAAAAUGUUAUUGUUAUGUUAUUUUUUUUCUCCCCAAAUUCUGCUUGAGUUCUUUUUAGUUCUGGAGAUGUUUUACUGACACUGUGUUUCCUUGUUCAGUUGUUUUUGGUGUUUUCAGUGUCUUUAUUUAAAUUUUCUUUCCUUUGAUCUACCUACAUGCCAAGACCCAAGACAUCACCAUUUACAUGUAAAGGUUUUUUGUGUUCCCUUUCUUUAUUCUUUUGUCUCAUCCAUUCAUCCAUUUAUUUCUUUAGGGGUGAAUAUUGGUACUCAGAAUCGGAAGAGUGUCUCAGAUAGAGCAGUAACUUCAACUAGAGUGCCCUGGGCAGGCUUUGCAAUCCCCGAUCAUCCCGGUUCAGAGGCAAAGAGUGUGUGUUAGCAAAUGGCUAACUUCAUUGCUGUUUUCAAAGGGUGGUUGAACCCCAAAAGAAAACUGCUUUAUUUGCUGGGAUAGUCUUAACAGUUUUUUUUUUUAACUGCCAAGAAUCAAGAUGUCUUUAUCUUUUGCAGUACAUUCAGCAUUAUAGGAGAUUAUGCAUUUACUGAACUUAGUCUGGGAAGACUGAGCCACUGAGAUUCCUGACAGUGAGUGAAACUCCCAGGACCACAAGGUGCACAGUAGAGACUCAGGAGGUCCAAUAAUCAUGGCAUCCAUUCAGUCAGGAGCCCUUGUAGGCAGUUGCUAUUAUCACCCAGAAGAUAGCAACCUACGUACCUCUACCUUACAGUCCCAUGGAGUUCUGUAUUCUUGACCAAGUGGUCAGCUAAACUCUCGUUAAACUCCUCAGUGAGUAACAAGAUUUUCAAACAGACCUUGGCAAUCCUCAGGUUUUCUGACAGGUAAGAGACAAAAUAGCUUUUCCAGAAGAUUGUUCAAAAACAGAUUGGGUCACCGAAUGUUUCUAGUUGUCAUUAGAUCCUUAGAUAGAAUGCAAAUAUUCACUGUGAUGUUCUUUACUAGGACACGAUGAAGCGGUGAGCAAUGAGAGGUGACUAGGGAAUGGAGAACUUAGUUAAAUUGCCAUUUAGAUUUAGGAAAUUGGUGAGGUACUUCUUACUUAAUUUAAAGGUCUGUUUUGGAGUUGUGCUAUCAGUGUGUUGGCUUGAGAGAUGUUUAAAGAAGCCGAAACUGUGGAAGCAGUGUUCUGCCAUCCUCAACCAUCUUUCUACCCCUGACAAAUUACAAAUGAGGUGGACUUCAGUCUUCGCCACUGUCAAUCAAAACAUUCUGCACAUGUCCAGACUGCUUAACACUGCUUACAAGGACAGGCAUGCCGCUCACACACUUCAGUGAUUGCAUCCACAGAUUUGAAAUGCCAGGACAUUCUAAACACAUUUGAAAUGAUGGAGGUAUUCUGUGAGUCUGUGAGGGUGAAGUGAAUACUUACUUCUAAGUGAUCUUAAUCAACACCUGCGAUCGAUGUUAAUUAGAAAAAAGUAUUGUUACCUCAUCUGGAGGAUAUUAAAUCCCCCAAUAAUACAAUAUUUAUUUGCGUAUAAAGACAAAAGGAUUGCACAGCUUUAGUACAGAAAUAGUAGUUACAUAAACAAAACGGUCAAAUUCAGGGUGACCUGAUGACUGGACACAGGAGUGAUUGCAAACACUAGAUCAAUUUGUUGCACCUAUUCCUUUGAGCAAGCAUGCAGAUAUGUAGUCUGUCAAGGACUUCAAAUUUGGAACAUCUCAGAAGACAGAAGAAAACCGGGGACACAUAUAGCAUUUUUUUAUCAUGGGAUCUGUUUUGAAGGAUCUGUGCUUGAAUGAUUUUGACUUCACUGGCUAUUUUGCCACUGCUAAUUGAGCAAUACUGCUGUCUUUUUUAAGAGGUGCAAAACAUCAGAAACCACCCAGUCGUUUGGUGCUUUCGCAAGGCCUGCCAUUCCACGCUGUAUGUUUCAAGAAAAGACAAUCAUUAUGGUGGAAAUAAGAAUCCUGUGUGUAAGAAGCAGUUUGGAGUUUUACAUGGCAUGUAGUACCAAUGUCCACCUCUACCUCUCUUCUGCCCCUGUUCAUCAAAGAUCAGACCCAUGUUUCCUUCAAUCUUGCAUGCAUUUCACUUAUGUUUGCUUUCUUUUUUCUUUCCCCUGCCAUUGGACAACAGAAAUAUGUUUCAAGAAAAAAAAAAUUAAGGAAAAAAACCUUGUGCCUCUAUUACACCUGUAUUGAUCUGAAUGGUUACCAUUAACCUUCCAUUGUUUGUGUACAAUGUAACUAGCUCCAUUGGUGGUUAAAGAUCAUUGUGUCCAUCCUUUUCACACUUGACUAAAUUCACCACAGAUAUUUACAGUUUUGAAAAGAAUCUUUACAGUUUUUAUUUUAAACUGGUGUGGAUUAGUUUUAUUGAAACAUUAGUGUGACCACCUUCUCACAGAUUCAGUUACUGGAAGCAAGAUCUGCAUUUCCUAUGCAACAGAAAAAAAAAAGAAUAAAAAAAUGCUAAUGCUACA